UGCAUGUCCAGGAGGAGGAUCUAAAAUCACACCCCAACCCAACUGCACCAGAUGGCAAUAUCACCAAGCCCAAAACUGAGAAGGGGGCUAGUCAAAGUAAAAAAGUAAGUAAUGUUGACAAACAUGUCAGUAAAAUAUUUGUUCAAAUGAAGCACAGUAUUUGAUCAAGCCAACACUGCAACACCAGAUCAUCUGGCCAUGGAAUACUGUGUUCUCUUUUCAUCCAGAGCAGAAAGCAAUGCUGCCCAAAACAGGAAGGUCACAGAUUAUUAUCCUAUUAGAAAGAGUUCCAGAAAAAGCAAAGCUGAAUUGAAGAAUCAAUGACAUGAUAAAAAUGGAGUUGAAGAAGGACUGCAGUUUACCCAAUAGGCCAAACAUAUAGAGGGGAAGGGAAGAGGAAUAUUUGCUGUCAGAUAUUUCAAGAAGGGAAAGUUUGUAAUUGAGUAUCAUGGAGACUUGUUGCAUCUGGCUGAUGCAAAGAGAGAGGCUCUGUAUGCCCAAGACCCUGGGACUGGCUGCUACAUGUACUAUUUCCAGUAUGUCAGCAAAACAUACUGUGUGGAUGCUACAAAAGAAUCAACUCGCCUGGGAAGGCUGCUAAACCACAGUAAAACUGGCAACUUCCAGACCAAACUCCAUGACAUAGAUGGAAUAACACAUCUCAUACUGGUGGCUUCCAGGGACAUUGAGUCAGAGGAAGAGCUGCUUUAUGACUAUGGUGACCGCAGCAAGGAAUCCAUCUCGGCUCACACUUUGCUCAAAUACUGAUGUGCUGUUUUUACACUAACAGAGUAUUCAAGAUAAUUACUAGGUGCAUUUGAUUAAAGCUUCUUUUUUUUCUUGGCCCUGAAUAUUCCCUUGGCACUAAACUGCCAACUUGGCAUUCCAGGUGAGACAAAUUAGGUGGGCGUUUUGUUUAUUUUUAAUCUGCCCUUUCAAGCAAUGUAUUUGGGCAAAACUGUGGCAGUAUGAACAAUAUUGAAGACAACCUUCAAGAUGACACAUGGAUCAAUUUGUUAAAACUGUAUAUCAAUAUAUUGCUGGAUUUGGGGGUCGUUUUUAUACAUAUUUAGGCCUGUGCUUCCAAGAAGAUAUGAAUAAUAUUUGUAACAUUAGCUAUUUUUUUAAUGCUGUUUUUAUAUUCUUUCUAAUUUAUAAUGCUAGGUAUGGUUCUAGUUGAAGCAACAAUUUUCAUAUGGUCGUCAAUGCUCUCCAGGCUUCUGGAACUCCAGCUUAUACUUGAUUUCAAAUGUAUAUAUUUUGCAAUGGGUGAAAUCCUAAUACAUUAACAAUUUACAAAGUAAGUUGCUCUUUGAGAGUAAAUUAAAGUGUACAUAGACAAAUCUGCUCAGAUAUCUGGCUAGCAUGGAAGCUCAUUUUGCAAUGAAUAGAAAAGCUAGCUUGGCCUUUUGACAAUGUACCAAUUAAUAUUCACAGACAUGUAACAGUCCAACAUCCUCCCUGUAGGUCAGUGUAUUACAAAAUGUGUAACAAAUGAAGUGAUUUGUAACUUUAUCAUUCUAAACUGCUUUCUUUCACAGCUGCUCUAUUAUUUGAAAGGUAAAAUGGACUUUAAAAGCCCUUGUGUGAACUAGUGUAAAAUAGUUAUGCUCAGUCACUCAGAGCCUAAAAUGUACAUUUUUAUGCAAUUUCUGGACAAGGAACAAGUUUGGUAACACUUUUAUAUUUGCUACAAGAGCUUAUAUAUUUAUCUAAUCAACAAAUAAUUUUGGGAAGGAUUCAUUACCAUGAUCUGUGCUACUCAACCCCAAGGUAGAGGCAGAUUAUGUUGAUAGGAUUCAGGUGUAUGAGUUAGGUAUAGUGAAUCUGGGGCAGUAUAGUGGUCAUGGGGCUCGAUUCCAUCAGUAUCGCUGAAGUUCAGAAUUAAAAAGCCAUUUCAAAUUGAACUGACAUGCAGCGUUUGCCUUAAUGUUGAUUGCAUCUCUUGAGCACUGUAGAUAGAAUCAAGCCCUUGGAGGUCCUGUCUUUGUCUCUAAUAGGGCUACUGUUGCAACCAGUCUUGAACGUUGGUCUUUGAACGGUUCCAUCGUCACAAUGUUCAACCACGUGUCCAAAGAAACUGUUACAGUUCCUUUGUUUGAGGACACAGGUGUGAGUCUGUACCAAUGAUGUAUUUUUUAUUUAUUUUCCUCACCAACUUCAAACAUCUGCUAUCUGAGCAGCUAAUCGAUCGCUGCAGCUGUACAUAGUCUAUCGGUAAAUAGCCCACCCAAUUUUACCUACAUCACCCCCAUACUGUUCAUAUUUAUUUACUUUUCUGCUCUUUUGCACACCAAUAUCUCUACCUGUACAUGACCAUCUGAUCAUUUAUCACUCUAGUGUUAAUCUGCAAAAUUGUAAUUAUUCGCCUACCUCCUCAUGCCUUUGGCACACAAUGUAUAUACUCUUUUUU
Messenger RNA from Oncorhynchus masou masou (cherry salmon), 2413 nucleotides. It is a transcript of the gene kmt5ab, whose product is annotated as lysine methyltransferase 5Ab. Gene Ontology annotation, biological process: regulation of transcription by RNA polymerase II; regulation of DNA damage response, signal transduction by p53 class mediator. Lineage: Eukaryota; Metazoa; Chordata; Actinopteri; Salmoniformes; Salmonidae. Gene Ontology annotation, molecular function: histone H4K20 methyltransferase activity; protein binding; transcription regulator activity. Gene Ontology annotation, cellular component: nucleus; polytene chromosome. The record is from RefSeq and is a predicted model, not a curated record.